GUGGUGGUGUGGCGGCGGCGACGACGGGAGGCGGAGCUCGCGUCUUUUCGCGCGGAGUCGGGCUUCCGUUGCCAGCGGUGGGGGGAAAAGAAGAAGUUCCCGGGGGCCCGCCGGGCUUGGGUCGGGGUCGGGAGGGUCAAAGACUGGCGGGUGGGGAGGCUGGAGAAAGAAGAUGCUGCUCUUCGUGGAGGGUAUGGUACUAAAGCUACUCCUUGAUGCUAGAGAGACUCCAGAAGGCUAGACUCUGGAAAUUCAACUUCCUUAUUCUCUGGCCUGUGCUUCUCUGUGGCAAGAUGCAGGUAACAUCGAAAGGUGCCAGCUUAAAUCCUAAUGCAAAAGUAUGGCAGGAAAGCAUGCAGGGAAAUUCAGAAACUGCACCAGCAACUAAUGGCAGUGAGCAAUCAUGGCAAGAGACAGCAGCUGUGCCGGGAACUUGUACAGAGGGUAAUGCUGAGGUUGCAGAUGAUGGUGCUAAGCAGUAUGAAGCAAUGUAUUCAUCUUGUGAGCUGUCAAGAAACAGUUCAGGUGUUGAGGAAUCAGCUGCUAAUGGCAUGGUCUUGGCACAUGAGGAACUUGGAUACCAACUCUAUGACGUUUCUGGUGAAGGCAGCCCUGUAAUUUCUACAGAAGACCUGAAAGAAUGUUUGAAGAAACAACUAGAGUUCUGUUUCUCACGUGAGAAUCUAUCCAAGGAUCUUUACUUAAUGUCUCAAAUGGACAGUGAUCAAUUUAUUCCAAUAUGGACAAUCGCCAACAUGGAAGGAAUUAAGAAACUGACAACCAAUAUGGAUCUUAUUGUUGAAGUACUGAGAUCUUCUCCUAUAGUCCAAGUGGAUGAACGAGGAGAAAAGGUUAGGCCAAACCACAAGCGAUGUAUUAUUAUUCUUCGUGAGAUCCCUGAAACUACACCUGUAGAAGAGGUAAAGGCACUAUUUAAAAAUGAAAGCUGCCCCAAAGUGAUAAGUUGUGAGUUUGCUCACAAUAACAACUGGUACGUUACAUUCCAGUCAGAUACUGAUGCACAGCAGGCUUUUAAAUACUUACGGGAAGAAGUUAAAACCUUUCAGGGCAAGCCAAUAAUGGCCAGGAUAAAAGCCAUCAACACAUUUUUUGCAAAGAAUGGUUACCGGGUAGUGGAUUCAAGUGUGUAUGUUCAGCCUGUUCAAACACAAGCACAGUUUGCCUCACCACUGUUUAUGCAGCCUGUAUAUAGUCCUCAGCAGUACUCCAUCUACAGUAUUGUGCCUCAGACAUGGUCUCCAAACCCUGCACCUUAUUUUGAAACACCACUGGCUCCAUUUCCCAAUGGUGGAUUUGUGAAUGGCUUCAGUUCGCCAGGAUCAUACAAGACAAAUACUGCUGCAUUAAGUAUAGGUCGUCCAUUCCAUAGAAACCGUGUGAAGCCUCAUUUCCGGUUGUCAAGUAGCUCUGAACACUCAACAGACGUAACAUCCACAGUUAGUGCUGUGUCAGUAGGAGAUGGACAAUUGCACAGAGCCAGCUCAAGAAACUUCCAAACAGAACGGCAAGCGAAUACGUUAUCAGGACAUCAAGAUCAAAGUUAUUCACCGAAGGAUUCUCCCAUCACUCAGAUAGAACAAAAUGGUGAUUACGGCAUGGGCAGGGGCAGGAGGAACAUUUUCAGAGGUCGGAGGAGACGAGAAGAUGACAGACUUUCACGACCUCAGCCUUCAGUUGAAACCAAGACUUUGACACCAAAGUUUGACUUGCUAGCCUCGAAUUUCCCGCCCUUGCCUGGUAGCAUGAUAAAAACACCAGGAGACCCUGUCCUGGAGAGUAAGAUGUCAGACAUUGUUAAAGGCAUAAGCAAAGAAAAGGAAAACAAAGAGUUGACUGUCAGUUCUCCAGCAUCUGCUCAGGAAGAGCAGGGCCAAAGCACUGUUCAGCCUGUCAUGAGUGCUAGUUCUCCCUGUGGGAUUGAUGCUCCUGGAUUAAGUGCCACUCAGCCAGAUAAAAAGCUAGAAGAGGUCCAUGUGCAGAAAGAAGUUGCAAGCCAGACUUCCCCACCUUCAUCUGUAUGCCUCCUCAGUACUGUAAAAUCACCCAGGACAAACAACACGUCAUCCACAACCAGUGGAAACACAAUGCCUGCUGUGACGGUACAGGAACCUCGGAAACUCAGUUAUGCUGAAGUCUGCCAGAAACCUCCAAAAGAAAUCACUCCUGUUCCUGUCCAGCCACUUAGGGAGCUGCGUACCAAUGUAACUUCCCCUGCCAAAACGGAAGAAAACGGCACCCAUGAGAAAGCUGGAGAGAAGGUACAUGAAAAACCUGAAGGACGGGUGAAGGAUUUUGCUGUCUUCAGAGGCAAUGGGCCUCCUAAGGGAGCUGCUGGAAAAAUCAGGGAACAGAGGCGCCAAUGUGGACGUAGGUCUUCUCCUCAGGGAGCGCCUCGGCGUGUCGGCAAGGAACAGUACGUGCCACCGCGAUCACCAAAGGAAAACUGAUCAAACUUUUUAUUUAAUCAUAACUAUGGACUGAAGAGCAGUAGAAGAGAAACUGGCCAGCUGUGAGAAAUAAAAAUAUGGGAAAAGUGGACACUGAAUUCAAGAGCACAGGGUUUGCAACGUGAGAGAGAGCUUGAAAGGGUCCCAAAAUUCAUCUCAAAGUGAUAUAAAAUGCUGGAGGAAUUGAAUCAAUAUAAAUAUGAUAAAGAUUAUAAUUUUUGUAACUUUUUUGUUUUUAAUUUGCAGCGGGUUUCCUGCCUAAACUAGAUUCUCGUGUUAUAAAUUAGCUUAUUGAAGAUGAGGAACAAAUACACACACAUUAGCAUGUUCCUCACGUGUAAGAGGGGGCAAAAGAAUAUUUUUUUUGGAAAAAACAUUUCUGUAAAAGUUAUAAAUUACUUUUUAAAAUCUAUUUAAUGUAUGGCUUGUAAGAUGAUGUGUAUGCCAUUAAUGGCCUUGCAUUACAAAUCAGCCCCAAAACUGACAUGCUUGGUCAGUAUGAAUGAGUGUAGCCACAUACUUGUUAUGUCAUGAUUUAGUCACUGAUGAUAACUGAAUGUACUACUGUAGUUUUUGUGUUUUGGAAAUGUAGACUUUGACCUUACUAAUUUUGGUCAACUUUUAAAACUAUAUGAUUUUACUUUGGUGUAUACAAACAGCAAGGUUAGUAAACAAGAAAUAGUGGGCAAGGUUUUAAUUUGUUCUAGCUUUUCCUCUAAUUAGGGAUUGCAUUGUUUUAUUUUUCUUCCUGCUUUAGUAUUUUCGCUAAUCUUUAUUACAGAAUUAUGCACAUCCAGCUGGAAAGAGUGAUCCAGUACUGAUGAAGGGCUAAUACAGGAAAAGUGAAAUCUGAACAGUAAUCAUUAUCUUGAUACCACAUUUAAUCAACCUGGACUUUCAGCUCUCAAUAUGCUAAAUUUCUGUUUGAGGUCUGAGGUUGCUCUAAUACAUAGCCUGGCCUUUAUAGAGUGACUUGCAUUGUACUGAAAAAUCUUUUUCUACUCAAAGGCAUGUAAUACUAUACGGGAAAUCAAGUUCUGUUUAGUGGGAAGGCUCUUUUUUAAAAACGAGUCUGGUAACUAGGUUUCCUCAAUUAUUAGAACUGAUGGCCAUGGAAAUAAUUAAGUUAAUUGAAUAUUGGAGAGACUUUAGCAUAUUUUUAUGUUAAUUAGAUUAACAGCAUUGUGCAGCAAUCAGUCUGGUUUACAAGCUGGAACUGUAGUAAGUAAGAAAAGAAAUAGGAAAAUUGCAACAUGUUAAUCUGCCAAAAUCUGCAAGCUCUAGGGUUCAAGGUUCUGUAUUAAAGUGUUAGGGGGAAGUAUAUUGCAGCAAGAAAGUGUACCUGUUUCUUUAGUUUAAUAGCAAGUAUACAAAUCUAAAGUCAUUAGUUGUGAACACUGGAAAACUCAGUUGCGAGAUACCACCAUACAUCUUAGUUUGUGUAUGCUAGUGAUAACUUUAAAAUGUCAGUGGCAGAUAAAUAAUUAACUGUGAAAAUGUUCAUCUUCUGAUUUUCUUAGCCAGAUAACCCUUGGCAAUUUUUUACUCAGUAGGCAUUCUCUAUCAAUGGCUUUGAAAACACUCAUAUCUAUUUUUAUAAAUAUAUAAUGUGUGUGUAUAUGUGUGUAUACAUACACACACACACAUACACACAUGUAUGUCAGAUUUGUCAUUUCUCUAACUUAUUAUUCAGCUUGGCAAUCACUUUUUGAUUUGAUUGAAAAGUAUAUAUAUAUGUACUUAAGCAGUUGAUAUUCUUUUUCUACGCAUGUUAUUAAUCAUUACUAAUUUUAAACUACUUGUGCUGGGUUUGGCGGUCUUUAAAUUUACACAAAUCAUUUAUCACGUCUGUUACCAUACACAAACCCACUUUGAUUUGUUCAUAAUGCUAUUUUUUGAUGGACAUAACCCACAAAAGGUAAAAAAAAAAUAUUUAAAGUGUUAAGAAACUGCAAACAUAUGGAAGACUACUUCAAAAAUGUUAUUUUAAAAGAUCAUAAAUCUAAUUACUGCACUUAGAAUGGUGAAAUGUUGAACUGCUACAGUUAUACUUAGGGUAGACAUGCACUGUCUCAUUGCAAACUAAAUAUGUAUUUGAAUUCAUAAUAGCUGUUGGGAGUUCUAAAAAUGUGAUUGUUAUUCAGAAAGAAUGUAGUUCUUUGAGAAGAGGCUAGUGAAACUAAGUUACUUGGCAAUCUGAGUGUGAAAUCUUACCCUGUGUAUAUGUCCAUGUUUGGGUGGAAACUUGUAUUCAAAAGCAGAUCAACUUAAAAUAUAACUCUUUGCUUUAAUUGAUGUUGAAACAAAUAUAGCUCACAAUCCUUUUCUUGUGAGGCAAAACAAUUGACCAUUGAAAGGGGUAUGUAGUACAUCCUGGGUGUGGGUGGGUGUGCGUGCGCGCUGUUCCCACAGUGGGUUAUGGCUCUUGUGCAAUGUAUGUGUAAGUGUGUAAAAACAGCUUUUUCCAAUGUAAAAUUACUAGCCUAGGAGGGCUCACUAUAACUGAAGUAUUUGAUAACUAUCUAACAUAGCAUUCUCCUUAUGCUUCUCCCCCCCCCCCCCGCCCCAUCCUGUUACUAUAGAUCUCUAAGGGUGAACUCCAAUGUUGUGCAAGUAGAAGUCAGUUUGCGUGAUGAAAUUUCCUCCCCCUUGCAGCCUCCUGUACCCCCUCCCAAACCUGUGUAGCAGAUUUUGAGGGCAUGUGGGGAGCCGCAGUGAGGAUGGGGAAUCAUCCCCCUCCCUGUUCUGCUGGCAGAAGCUGUUCCAUCAGUGGGAUGCAUUAAUCGAAUUCUCCCCUAAACUUCUAGGUUUAGAGGGAAUAAAGAAAUAAAUCCAACUGCUAAAAAAGAGAACAAUUUAUGCAGUUAACUUUUCCUGCAGUUAUUGUAUGGCUAGAAACAUCUGGGCUAUCUAUUUCUCUUGUUCAUUCUCAGGCAGUGUCUUCAGUCUCCCAUCAGUCAUUCUUCCCAUUUUACUCUGGAAACAAGAGUGAAUAACAUCUUGGGAACUAGAUUCACUGUCAGGGCAAUUCUACUGUCUUACUGUAAGAAUGUGUAAUGUGGUAUUGCUUGUUUUCUGCAUAGCUUUGCAUUAUAAUGUUAACAGGCAAAUCAUCAUUCUUAGGUGCUGAUGGAAAGUUGAGGCAUUAAACAACUUGUAAUUCAUUGUCAUCUGUAUACUAGAAACAGCACUGGAUGAAUGUAAAAAAUAUACACCAGUAUAUCUUGUACUGGGAAAUGUAACCAAAACAAGCAUUUUCAUUGUAAAUAUUGGAUCAGUAGAGGUGAAGCUGAUGUGUUUCAUGCAUAAAACAUCAGUGUCAAAAAUGUUGACAAA
Molecule: messenger RNA, 5804 nt
Organism: Elgaria multicarinata webbii
Lineage: Eukaryota; Metazoa; Chordata; Lepidosauria; Squamata; Anguidae
Gene: LARP4
Product: La ribonucleoprotein 4
Exons: 17
Coding region: 216-2468 (750 amino acids)
Biological process (GO): positive regulation of translation
Cellular component (GO): cytoplasmic stress granule; cytosol
Molecular function (GO): mRNA 3'-UTR binding
Source: RefSeq, a predicted model, not a curated record